Molecule: messenger RNA, 714 nt
Organism: Camellia sinensis
Lineage: Eukaryota; Viridiplantae; Streptophyta; Magnoliopsida; Ericales; Theaceae
Source: RefSeq, a predicted model, not a curated record
AUGGGGUUCCGAUUGAGAAGACAUGUUACAUGUUUGCAGCAUCUCAGUAGUUCUGGUUAUGUCUUCUCUGCUUCCUUGCCUCCGUAUCUUCCAACUGCUGCUAUUACUGCUAUCGAUGUUCUGGAGGAAAAUCCUGAUCUUAUUACGAAACUGAACAAAAAUAUUGUUAUACUAUGCCAAGGAUUGUCAAAUAUACACGGCCUCAAGAUUGUGAGUGACGUGAAAUCCCCAAUCGUCUUCCUUGGACUCAAGAACUCCACAGGAUCCUUGAAGAGCGACUCACAAUUGCUUGAACAUAUUGCUAAGCAGAAAAACAGGGUGUUCCAUAUCACUACACUGAUAGUCCUAAAGCAAGAGUCAACUUCAGAUUCGUGUCAGACCUUGAAUGAAGAAGAAAUUUUUGAAGUCCAAGACAAAUAUUCGCUUUUUCCUUUUGGGUGGAUCCAUGUAAGUGUUACAGUAGCUUGAGGAAGAAAAAGCAUCAACUUGAGAGUAAGGAAGAAAGCUGUAGCUGUAUCUGUGUGGUUGCUGCUAGUGCUGUUUAUGCAACGCUUUUUUUGGGUUUAUUCUCUAGUUUUGCUUGCUUUUUCUCUCUUAAGGGUUGUGCAAGUGUAUUUUGUAUUGUUUUUGGUUACUCUAUUGAAUGUUCUUGUUUCCUCAUGUGGCAAACGAACAUUCCUUUGUGUGGUUUAUUUUAGGAUGAUUCUCUUUAUA